AUUAACUGUUAUUAUCAUGGAGCAGUUCACGGUUUCCCUGACUCUCGAGUGAGUGUCAGCCUCUGUGCAGGCCUGAGAGGUUUAAUCGUGUUAACUAAAAAUCAAAGUUAUGGGAUUGAGCCCCUUGUGGGGGUCAACAAUCAAGUGCACCUUAUUCACAAGAUCCAACCUGUCCACUUCAAUAAGAAACGGUGUGCUGUCAGUCACCAAUCUCUGGAACAUGUUCCUCAGGCGGACGAGUCACAUCUUCACAGGUCGAAGAGAGACAUUCUCACGGAAACCAAAUACAUUGAGCUGGUGAUGGUUGCUGACAACAAAGAGUUUCGAGACAGCGGUUAUAACCUCAAGUCCCUCCAGAUGCGUCUGUUGGAAAUAGCAAACCAGGUGGAUGCAUUCUACAGGCCUCUCAACAUCCGGGUCGCCCUGGUUGGGGUGGAGGUGUGGAGCAAGCAGGAUCCCUUUGAAGUUGUCAAGAGCCCAGGUGACACGUUGAAGAGCUUUUUAAAAUGGAGGCAGGACAACCUUCUGUCGCGGCUUCCGCAUGACAAUGCACAGCUGUUGAUAGGGGGCACUUUUAAUGGUGGCACGGUUGGCAUGGCGUCGCAGAGCUCGAUGUGUUCCAAGGACCGUUCAGGUGGAGUCAAUGUGGAUCACUCGGUCAGUGUACUUGGAGUCGCGUCGACUGUGGCUCAUGAACUGGGACACAACCUGGGGAUCAGUCACGAUACGGACGAUCGGAAAUGCACCUGCCUGAAUCCGAAGCGCCUCGGAGGCUGCAUUAUGGAGCCCUCGACAGGCUUCCUCCCUGGACAGGCCUUCAGCAGCUGCAGUGAGGACGAUCUGCAGAGGAGCUUGAAACAAGGAGGAGCCAUGUGUUUGUUCAACUUCCCAGCGUCCGAUCGGCUGUUUGGGGGUCAGCGGUGUGGGAACCUGUACGUGGAGCAAGAUGAGCAAUGUGACUGCGGCCUGGCUGAUGAGUGUGACGACCCUUGCUGCAAUGCCACCAACUGCACGCUGGUCCCGGGGGCAGAGUGCUCCUCCGAAGGUGCUUGCUGUGUCAACUGCAAGUUGAAGGGAGCGGCCAGUGUUUGCCGUCCGCCCCUGGGGGAUUGCGACCUCCCUGAGCACUGUACCGGAAACUCCCCCUACUGCCCCCCCAACGUCUUCCUCAAGAAUGGCUACGGCUGUAACAAUGACAGGGCCUACUGCUACAACGGAGCCUGCCUCACCUUCGAGCUGCAGUGUCAGGCCCUCUGGGGUCCAGGUUCCAUUCAGGCCCAUGAUAUUUGUUUCUCCACCGUCAAUAUGAAGGGGGACAAAUACGGAAACUGUGGGGAGCACCCAGACCGGACAUUCCUGAGCUGUGCUGCAAAGGAUGUGAAGUGUGGGAAGGUCCAGUGCCAGGGAGGGAAUGACCGUCCAGUUCUUGGGUCGAAUGCAGAAAUUCUGGUCACCAACAUCAAGGUGGGCCGAGAUGAGUACAGUUGCCGGGGAACCUACUUCAACUUUGGUGAUGAUAUUGCCGAUCCAGCAAUGGUUAUGCCGGGCACAGUGUGUGGUGAACAAAAGGCCUGUAUCAAUCGGACAUGCCAGGAUGUCUCCAUGUUCAGAGUACAGGAAUGUCAACAGAAGUGUAACACUCAUGGGGUUUGUAACAGUAAUAAUAACUGUCACUGUGAUGCAGGCUGGGCUCCCCCUUUCUGUCAGGGCUCUGGCUAUGGAGGAAGCGUUGACAGUGGCCCAGUCCAGGAACCCCGAGGUAGCAGUGCCUUGGUGGCUGCCCUGUUGGUGACAUUACUGCUGCUCUUACUGGCCUCGCUCUCCCUGUGUUACUGCAAACGGGAGCUGCUGUGUUCGGAGCUACAGAGACUGGGCAAGGCCAGCCCACAGCGCUACAGUGCGACAGGUGGCUAUCGGCUCGGUGUCCUGCAGGAGUGGGUUUCCCAAGAUGCAGAAUGGGGUUCCAGGAUGGAGAAUGGCACUCGGGCGCCCCUAGCUGACCGGCCGCGGUGUAAACCUCCAGAUUGGCUCCAACAGACCGAGAUGAGGCCAGCGCAGUCGUUUAAGCCAGCCCCUCAGCUGCUCUUGAGGCCUGCUCCACCAUCAAAGCCUCUACCACCAGACCCAGUGGUCAAAGUGUGCCAGCCCACCCUCCAGGGUCCGCCAGGAAGACCACCUCCCCCAGCGACGCCACUCCCAGCCGAUCCCGUCCCAAAGAGCAGCCAG
Carcharodon carcharias (great white shark) is the source of this 2226-nucleotide messenger RNA. It is a transcript of the gene adam15, whose product is annotated as ADAM metallopeptidase domain 15. NCBI's taxonomy places the organism in Eukaryota, Metazoa, Chordata, Chondrichthyes, Lamniformes, Lamnidae. Gene Ontology annotation, molecular function: integrin binding; metalloendopeptidase activity. Gene Ontology annotation, biological process: integrin-mediated signaling pathway; proteolysis; innate immune response. The annotation marks the transcript as partial. The transcript has 19 exons. The record is from RefSeq and is a predicted model, not a curated record.